Molecule: messenger RNA, 2658 nt
Organism: Kwoniella mangroviensis CBS 8507
Lineage: Eukaryota; Fungi; Basidiomycota; Tremellomycetes; Tremellales; Cryptococcaceae
Exons: 8
Coding region: 1-2658 (885 amino acids)
Biological process (GO): actin cortical patch localization
Cellular component (GO): plasma membrane
Source: RefSeq, a predicted model, not a curated record
AUGUCCGUCACAUCCCACACUUCUUUCCCUCCGCCAACCCCUUCAGCCCGAUCGAACUUCACCACCCAAUCGACAGAACGAGACUUUGGAUCUGAUCUGACUCAUGAUCUGGGACCUGACUCGGCAUUUGACCUGGAUGGAACGGGGAUAGCGGGGAACGAAGAGGAAGCAGUUCAUUUCUGCUUGCUGGCGGAAUUCGAUAUUGAUGCUGGUGCAACGUUGGCACAUCAGUAUCCAUAUCCUACAGGAACUGAUGAGCAUCGCCUGGCCGAACUGAUGUUACCAGACGGAGCGCACCUCCGAGCAGAAGACUGGACGAUUUUCUAUCUUGGACAAACACCUUCAUCAGCCAUAGCUCCGAUGUUAUCCCACGAGUCAUCCAUGAGACUAUCAACCGAAUCUUCCUCUUCGAAUACCACAAACGACGACAACAGACGGAUGAGCGUGAUGCCCCUUGAUAGAGCUACGAGGGGUGUAGCUGGAUCAGGUGGUGGAUUGUUAUAUGUCUUGAAUUGCGUUAGGAUGAAAGAGGAUAAGAAGAUGAGAAGGGGUGCAAUGGUCAAGGCUAUGGCUAUUUGUACCCCGAACCCUUAUAUCGGGAUAUACAAGCCUCUUCUCCUCUUAGCCCUUGAAGAAUACUUCCUCUCCCCCUCUCCCGAGAUCCUCGCUCGUCUGUUCGACUCAGCCAAUGCAAUCUCCACAGCAGGCAUGCCCCGUUUGACACGAUAUGAGCGUAUCCUACUACGCUGUUCCGAAAGGAAAGACUUAUUCGAGGAGAAAUUCGGUAUAACAGAACCAUUGAGCGGUACGAAGGAGGUAUUCGAGGAUCUGAAUUCUGAGCCUGGACAUGGUACUGGAUCAAUGUCAGAAAGCGGUCACGGAAAUGAAGGUUUGCCUAGAACAGGAUCAGGUUCAGGUUCGGGAUCAACAUCCACAUCUGCACCAAAUCAUCGAAAGACACUAUCCUCCUCGUCAGGUGUAAGAAUGGUCAGGAAAGGUUCUUCCAGCUCUCAACAGUUUCACUUGGCCACCCCACCGUCAAGAGAAGGUAGAUUGACCCCUGAUAUGGGAUACGGCGUUAGUGCGACUGAAAAUCAGGGGAAGAGGAAAGGCGUGCCAAGAGAUACGCACUUCUUCGAGACUGAAGCUAGAUUUAAGAAGAUCACUGUACCGAUAAGAAUUCCAAUGACUGUUUUCGACGAAGAUGUGGGCGAUUACUCACUCAUUGAGCUCGUUCAGACUUUCUCUCACAACAUCACGCCCUUCCCACCACCUUACCAUCCUCAUCUACAUACCAACGGAUCCAUGACUCAUCCCAUAAUCCUUAUCCUCAAUGCGAUGUUAGCCCACAAGCGAGUAAUGUUCUUAGGACACGGUCUGCCAGCCAAUCAAGUAGCUCGGAUGGUCUUAGCUGCCUGUGCGUUAGGAUCAGGUUGUGGACAAGUCUUAAGAGGUAUAACCUCAUGUGCAUUCCCAUAUGCAAACUUGGCAUCGUUAGACAUCUUAGAAGAAUUUUCAGGAUUCGUUGCGGGAGUGACUAAUCCUCGAUUCGAAGAGUUACCAACGACAUGGGAUGUGUUGUGUAAUUUGGAAACUGGUAAAAUAACCGUAUCGAAGAAUUUACAAUCGUCUAGCAACAAUAUAACCAAUACGGGCUCGGGCGGGAUGACUGGAAGUAACAAUGCGAGUAGCGUGAAUGCUGCGAAUGUAGGAUCGAUGAGAUCUGGUAGAUCAUCUGAAACGAGUUUAGGAAGUUCAAGUAUGAUCAAAGUUGAAGAUGAUCCUAGUACUACAUCUGGUACACCUCAGGCUAAGAUGAACAGUAUUGCGAAGAGUGAUUGUUUAGAUAAUCAGUUCAUGGAUGAGAUCUUAUCAGCUACCACCUCUCAUUAUGGCGAAUCCAAUAUUCGCUUGAGAUUUGUCGAUUACCUCAAUCGAUUUGUAAGGAUUGCCUCGCAUCAGGAGUAUACCCAGACUGGAUCGACCAAAAUUGGAUACCCAUCUGUACCCUACCAUGAUGGUGUGCUGGGUAGUGGAGCGGUAUUUGCGGAUGAUCAGAGUAAACAGAGGGAGUUGUGGACUAAUUCCUAUAGAGUCGAGGCGUGGAGGAAGACGAGGAGCUAUAAGUUGUUUGCUAAGGACUGGCAAUCGCGGUUGAAAAAACGAUCAGUCGGCUUUGAUGUUCAACAUCAAAUUGCGAGAUUACGAUUGGCGAAAAAUAUGUCUGAUGCUGAAGCUGAAGCUAUCUUCGGUGCGCUGAAUAAUGUUAUAAGGAACUAUGAUCAGGUGGUCGAGCUCUUAACUCAUUUACCAGCACAUUGGGGUGGACUAAUGCCAAUUGCUAAUGGCUUAUUCCAUCGGUGGGUAGGAGUAAGGGAGAAUGCACUGGAAUUGUUGAUCACCCUACAACAAUAUCCUGUCGGUCGUCAGGCGGUCUCAUCAAUGAAUUACUUCCACCGCAAAGCAUUCAUCUCCCUACUAGAACGCAGAGAAGCGAAUUUGAAACGACAGAGGGAAUUGACGAGACAACAGGAAGAAGCGUACACUUCCUCCACCACGGCACAUGCCAAUGGCUGGAUGGCAGGAGACAGUUCACCGAAUGGAACGGUCCAAGGAGGAAGUACGAAUGUUACACCUCAAGGUGUCGGUAGAGCAUAA